UUUUUAAUAUUACUUUUUUUUCGUAAAAAAAGAGUCCUUAACAUAAUAUUCAGCUUCCCCUUCACUGCCAGUGCCCAAACCCUAACCUAGCUCUGUCGCGGUAGCUGUCUUCCUUCCCAAACCCUGUUCCAAGCAUGGCGAACCAGGACUACGAAGAGCGCCAACAAACGCAGGAGCUCGGGUACGACCCGAACUUCGUCCCGGACUCUGUGAAAUCGUUCGUGGUUCACAUGUACCGUCACAUCCGCGAGAAGAACGUGUACGAGAUCCACCAGAUGUAUGAGAGUUCGUUCCAGACCCUGUCGGAGCGGCUCUUCAAGGACACGCCGUGGCCCUCCGUGGACGCCGUGGCGCAUUACGUGGAUAACGACCACGUUUUUUGCCUACUCUACCGCGAGAUGUGGUUCCGCCAUCUCUACGCGCGCCUCACGCCCACGCUCCGCCAGCGCAUCGACUCCUGGGACAACUACUGCAGCCUUUUCCAGGUGGUCCUCCAUGGCGUCGUAAACAUGCAACUCCCCAACCAGUGGCUGUGGGACAUGGUCGACGAGUUCGUCUACCAGUUCCAGAGCUUCUGCCAAUACCGUGCCAAGAUGAAGAACAAGACCGAACAGGAGAUCGCGCUCUUGCGCCAGUUCGACCAGGCCUGGAAUGUGUAUGGGGUUUUGAACUUCCUUCAGGCGCUGGUGGAGAAGAGUACCAUUAUUCAGAUUCUGGAGCAGGAGAAGGAGGGGCUCGAACAGUUUACUGCCACGGAUGGGUAUGAUUACAAUGGGGGGAGUAAUGUGUUGAAGGUGCUGGGGUAUUUUAGUAUGGUGGGGUUGCUUAGGGUUCAUUGCUUGCUGGGGGAUUAUCAUACUGGGAUCAAGUGUUUGCUUCCUAUUGAUAUUAGUCAGCAAGGGGUUUAUACCAGUGUUAUUGGGAGUCACAUCACCACCAUUUAUCACUAUGGUUUUGCCAAUCUCAUGCUCCGCAGAUAUGUGGAAGCAAUUCGAGAAUUUAACAAAAUUCUCUUGUACAUCUUCAAGACAAAACAGUAUCACCAGAAAUCACCCCAGUAUGAGCAGAUACUGAAGAAAAAUGAACAAAUGUAUGCCUUGCUGGCAAUUUGUCUUUCACUCUGUCCCCAAACUAGGCUUGUUGAUGAAACUGUGAACUCUCAGUUACGGGAGAAGUAUGGUGAGAAGAUGUCUAGAAUGCAGCGAUAUGACGAUGAGGCAUUUGCUAUCUAUGAUGAGCUCUUCUCAUAUGCAUGCCCUAAGUUCAUUACCCCUUCAGCUCCUAGUUUUGAGGAGCCUCUUAUAAAUUAUAAUCAGGAUGCCUAUAGACUUCAAUUAAAACUGUUCCUUUAUGAAGCAAAGCAGCAACAGUUGUUAUCAGGUGUUCGGACCUUCUUGAAAGUGUAUUCAACAAUCUCCCUUGCAAAACUUGCGAGUUAUAUGGAAGUGGAUGAACCCACCUUAAGGACUAUCUUGAUGACAUACAAGCACAAGACACAUGCUGUUGAUAGUGAUGGGAAAAUUACAUCCAAUGCCGAUGUAGAUUUCUAUAUUGAUGAGGACACAAUUCAUGUUGUGGAGUCCAAGCCUGGGAAACGUUAUGGUGAUUACUUUUUGCGUCAGAUUGUCAAGCUUGAAGGGGUGAUCAAUGAGAUGGACGGUAUAAAGCUGGAUUGAGUUGCUGUCUUUAAGAUUCUUGAAGAAUUUCGUAGUAUCCGUGGUCGAGGUUUUCCCUGAGGAGUCUGUGUGUUGUUUUGAGGCGGAGGGUGUAGUUAGCUUUCUACAUGUAAUUCUAAAAUUUUCUUUCAUCAACUUUAUUUUAUUUAACUAAGUAACUUAACCAUUUAUUGUUUCAAAGGAGGGCUUAAAGAAGUUAAUAGUUCUUCA
This is a messenger RNA of Vigna angularis (adzuki bean), 1886 nucleotides long. RefSeq lists its product as uncharacterized. NCBI's taxonomy places the organism in Eukaryota, Viridiplantae, Streptophyta, Magnoliopsida, Fabales, Fabaceae. The transcript has 5 exons. Gene Ontology annotation, molecular function: translation initiation factor activity. The record is from RefSeq and is a predicted model, not a curated record. Bases 135 to 1676 code for a protein of 513 amino acids. Gene Ontology annotation, cellular component: eukaryotic translation initiation factor 3 complex; cytoplasm. Gene Ontology annotation, biological process: translational initiation.